Lingula anatina is the source of this 3153-nucleotide messenger RNA. RefSeq lists its product as uncharacterized. Gene Ontology annotation, cellular component: plasma membrane. The record is from RefSeq and is a predicted model, not a curated record. Lineage: Eukaryota; Metazoa; Brachiopoda; Lingulata; Lingulida; Lingulidae. Gene Ontology annotation, biological process: protein phosphorylation; regulation of apoptotic process. Gene Ontology annotation, molecular function: protein kinase activity; ATP binding.
AUGGCAUCAGGAAAGAUGUUGCAAGAACAGCUGAAGGCACUCAGGAAUUGUGUAACCAAUAACCAAGUAGAAUUGGUGAAAAACUUGAAUGUGGACGUUCUUCUGUUGUCUUCUUUGCAAGAACAAUCUCUUCUGACACAAUAUCAAAUUGCUGUAAUAAAGGCAGAGAAAACCAGGUUUGACAAAGCUGAGAAAGUACUGGAAUUCAUUCAAACCAUAGGUCCAGAUUUUUUGGACAAGUUCAUAACAGCAUUAAGAGAAACAAGCCACGACUAUUUGGCUAACUUGCUUGAGACGUCAAAGAACUCUGCUCCACAGAUUCCAGUGAGCAUUCCAGGUGUUAAAAAGGAAACACCUUCUACAUUCCCAAUGACUGCUUCUUAUCCAAAGGUAGAGCAUCAUUAUAAUGCCACCACAAUAAAUGUUCAUCAUUAUGGAUCUGGAGAUUCACGUCAUGAUACCAUCAACCAGCAAGAACUGGCCAAAGAUCCCAUGCAGUCGGCACCUCCCCCAGGUGCAGUUAAAAGAGAGCCAGGUGGGCUGGUUGGAUCUCCUGCUGCGAAGUUUCCACAGCGGGAUUCAAGAGAGGAAAUGGAAACUGGGUGCAUUGGACAGGCAAAUGAAACCGAUCUAAAAAGAUUACCGUCAGACUUGAAGUCAACCAGCUUCUCUGGCCAGAUGGAAAUGGAAACAACGGAUAGUAGUGGAACAGACUUCAUCUCCCAAAUAACAGGUGUAUUAGAGAAAGAAAAGGCAGGAAACAGGCAAAUGUCUUCAGUUUCUGCACCAGACAUUGAGAGAAAGCCAAAACCAAAAUUCAACCAAGCUAUCAAUGCUUAUGAAUUCAGUGAGAAGGACUUGGAAUUGGUCACUAACUGUUUUUCUGAAGUAAUUGCCUCUGAAGAAAAAUGUGGGUUUGGUGUAGUGCAUAGGGGUGUUUUAAACCUUGAGCAAAUACAUGGGUUGAAAGUUGCAGUUAAGAGACUUGCUGAUAACAAUGAUAAUCAAGGAACACUGGAAUUUGACAGGGAGAAGGAUUGGGCUAAGACAAAGUAUGUUUAUCUUCUGACUGCUCUUGGAAUUUGUGAGCAAUUAGAAGGUAAAUACUCCAAAGCAGUGAUGACAGUAUACAUGAAAGGGGGAACUUUAAAAGAUCGACUUGAACAAUCGAAGAUAAGUGGUGAAAGUUUGGACUGGAAAACUCGCCUACGCAUGAGUGUCCAGUUGGCUGAUGCAGUGAAAUUUCUUCAGUCAGAUGACAAAAGCAAGUGCGCAGUUCAUAGAGACAUCAAAUCCUCAAACAUAUUCCUGGAUGAGCAUGAGAACAUCAGGCUUGGAGAUAUGGGAUUUGCAAAAAUGUAUAAUGUGAAGAGUGGAAGGGCCACUGUUACCAAAACUGUUCCUUUUGCUGCUGGCUAUACAGACCCAAAACUUCAUGAAGGGGUUGUAACAAACACUACUGACUGUUACGGUAUUGGAAUAGUGCUUGAGGAAUUGUUGACGGGUGUUCUUGCCUCUGAUCCUGACCCUGAGAAAGGUAGCUCAGUUUCUCUUCAUCUCUCCUGGAAUACUUCUGAUGAUGAAGAAAAGAUUUUGAUAGAGAAGGGGAUAGAGCAGGGAUGGCCCAGAGAAAUAAGCACAGAAUUCGCCAAACUAAUUAAGAUGUGCAAAAAGGGAAAACCUGUGAAAAGAAUCAAAAUUGAAGAACUGUAUGAUGCAUUGUUGAAACUUUACAAGGGAGGUGUUGAAGGUGCACCUGUAUAUGCAGGGACUGGUGGUAAACCCAUUCAGUCUGAGAAAUGCCUCUACUGUUUGGUACAUCAAGCAGCAAACAGUCAGCUCAGUUGUGGAUGCAAGUUCCUUUGUACUCACUGCAUAGUUGAACGCACCAAGGAGAACAAGAGCAUAUGGUGCAUGUUGCAUAUGGAAGAAGUUGAAUUUAAAAAACAAAACUUAUACUGUGAUGGAAAUUUUACCAAGCUCUUUGAUGCCAGUUACCCAGUGGUUUCACUUGUCAAGUUGAUCAAUUCCAAGAUAGACAAGCAUUGGAAAUCAGUUGGCCUGAUAAAAGUCAUAGAUAGAUGUGGUGAAGACCGUGCCGUUGCCACAGGCUUCAAAAUAGGUGGAAAUUAUUUGAUGACGAAUCGUCACAUUGUUUACAGUUUCGGAGAAGGUUGCCAAGGAGUCAAGGUAGAAUUUGGAUAUUUGCAACAAACUUCAAGAACAACAACAUAUAAAUUUGAAGAUAUGCCAUGGUACAGUGAAGUAUUGGAUGCAGCUUUGUUCUACAUUCGCAAUGCAGACAGCCAUGAUGUUGUACCAGAUCUCGACUGUGAUAUAGCAGAUGUGGAGCCAGGAAAAGAUGUCUGUAUUGUAGGACAUAAUAAAUGUGAUCCAUUAAGAUAUGACCCAGAUACAACAAUACUUAGCGAUUUAGAUGUUCAAAAAGACAUGCAAACCUAUCCUUCAGGCAAUUUUGCAAAUGCACGUGAUAGCAAUCGACAGUCAAUGAAGUCAAGUUUUAUGCAUGGGGCAUCUGGGUCGCCUUGCUUUGAUGAAUAUGGUAACCUUGCCCUUAUGUAUACUAAAGGUUAUCCUGAGAACUAUAAAGAGCUGGGUAUGGCACAAACUGUAUUUGAACAGGGUGUUAGAAUGAGAUGCAUAUAUGAAGAGUUAAAGAAAGAAAAGCCAGAGCUGGUGUCAGAUCUGUUCCCAAAUGUCCGCAUUAGACUUAACUAGAGUUGCUACAACUCUGUUUAAGAUUACAGAAAAGUCACUGAAGUGUUGCAUAUUUUUCUGUACAAAGCAACUUACCUUGAUAAUUAGGAAUCCUCUGAUAUUGGUAGGUGGAAUUGAAAUGAUAUAUUGUAAGAAUGAAAAGGUUGCAUCUGCAUUAUUAUUUGCAGCAAUGGAUGCCUUCUUGCUCUCUUAACUAUUGACAGUUUUGUGUUUAACAAGUUUUAUUGUAUAUAAUAUAUAAUAAUGUUAGAUGAGGAAAAUUUACAAACCUGUUAAAAUUUGUAAACGUGUUGUCGUCUGUAACACAUUGUUUUAGCUUGAGAUAAUAUUACACAAUUUAUUUUGAUAUUUUGCAGGAACUUUAUGUAUAUUGAAUGUCCUUGGGACCAUAAACUUGUUACUUGUACCAUCACA